UACCUCAGUUAAUUUGAAGACCCUGUCAUCUUGUGUCUAUAUGAGUUACACUUAUGUGUACUGUGUAGUUUGUCUAUGUACUUCGUCUGUACGCAUGGAACUUUGUGUUUGCAGCUCAAGCUGGAGGUCAGAGUUAUGUUGGCAGUGUUGGCACAAUGCAUGUGCUGAAGUCUGUAUGUUUAAAGACCGAUGAUAAGAUGCGGGCCUUCGCGGAGCAGGUCUUUGCAUCUGAGACAAAAGAUGAGAACAUCCGUGAUGAGAUCUCCAUGUUUGAUGUGGCUGAUGAUUGUCCCAUCCUCCACCAUGAGAUGGCCCACCAUCUGCACACUGACGACGAUGUAGAGAAACGCAAGAAGAGGCAUGAGCGCUCCCGCACCAUGGCCCAAGGAGCUCCUGCAGCCAUUGAACACUGGGAAGUGGACACCCCCACCUACCUGGAAGUGCCUGAUUUCCAGAGAGUGGCCAUCAUCGGAGACUACGCCUCUGGGGUGACGAUGGAUGACUUCGAGCUGUCCUGCAAAGGUCUGUACCGCGCCCUGACCAUCAGGGAGAAGUACAUGAGGCUGGCCUUCCAGCGCUUCCCACGCACGGCCUCCAAGUACCUACGUGACAUCGACGGAGAGCCCUUCAAGCCUGACGAUCAGCUGCAGCCAGUAUUCACACCUCCUCCAAAGAAUGGCGAAGACCCCUUUGAUACCAAGAACCUGCCUAAGAACCUGGGCUACGUUGCCCGUAUGAAGGAUGGUGUCAUCUACGUGUACAACGACACGGCAGCUGCUGACAAACACCAGCCCAAAGACCUGCCCUGCCCCGACUACGCCACCUUCAUCGAUGACAUGAACUUCCUUAUUGCUCUUAUUGCGCAGGGCCCGACCAAGACUUACACUCACCGCCGUCUGAAGUUCCUCAUGUCCAAGUUCAAUGUGCAUGAGAUGCUGAACGAGAUGGAGGAGAUGAAGGAGCUGAAGAUGAACCCCCACAGGGACUUCUACAACUGCAGGAAGGUGGAUACCCACAUCCACGCUGCCGCCUGCAUGAACCAGAAGCACCUCCUGCGCUUCAUCAAGAAGUCUUACCGGGUGGAUGCCGACCGUGUUGUGCACAACCUGAAGGGCAAGGAGGUCACCAUGAAGGAGCUCUUUCAGUCCCUCAACCUGCAUCCCUACGAUCUCACCGUCGACUCCUUGGAUGUGCACGCUGGCAGACAAACCUUCCAGCGUUUCGAUAAGUUCAAUGCCAAGUACAACCCUGUUGGAGCCAGCGAGCUGCGUGACCUGUACCUGAAGACAGAGAACCACAUCAGUGGAGAGUACUUUGCCACCAUCAUCAAGGAAGUCGCCACCGACCUGGAGGAGGCCAAGUACCAGUAUGCAGAGCCUCGCCUGUCCAUCUACGGCUGCAACCCCAAUGAGUGGACCAAGCUCUCCAGCUGGUUUGUCAAGCACAGAGUCUUUUCCCCUAACCUCAAAUGGAUGAUUCAAGUACCUAGGAUCUAUGACAUCUUCAGAGGCAGAAACUUUGUGCCCCACUUCGGUAAGAUGCUGGAGAACAUCUUCCUGCCUGUGUACCAGGCCACCAUUGACCCACAGUCCAACCCUGAGCUCAGCAUCUUCCUCAAGCACGUGACAGGUUUCGACAGUGUGGACGAUGAGUCCAAACACAGUGGACACAUGUUCUCCACCAAGAGCCCCAAGCCAGAGGAGUGGGACAUUGUCAAGAACCCCUCCUACACCUACUACAUCUACUACAUGUACGCCAACAUCGCUAAGCUCAACCAGCUCCGCAGAGAGAGAGGCAUGAACACCUUCACGUUCAGGCCUCACUGUGGUGAGGCUGGUGCCGUCACCCAUCUGCUGGCCUGCUUCAUGACUGCUGACAACAUCUCUCAUGGCCUCAACCUCAAGAAGAGCCCUGUGCUGCAGUAUCUGUACUUCCUGUCCCAGUUGCCCAUCGCCAUGUCCCCUCUCAGCAACAACAGCCUGUUCCUGGAAUAUGCCAAGAACCCACUGCUGGAGUUCCACAAGAAAGGCUUGGUGGUUUCCCUGUCCACUGACGACCCCAUGCAGUUCCACUACACAAAGGAGCCCCUGAUGGAGGAGUAUGCCAUUGCAGCCCAGGUCUUCAAACUAAGUACCUGCGACAUGUGUGAGAUCUCCAGGAACAGUGUGCUGCAGAGCAGCCUGUCAGAUGAGGAAAAGGCUCAUUUCCUGGGUGCCAACUACCUGAAAGAGGGCCCAGAGGGCAAUGACAUCCGCAAGACCAACGUGGCUCAGAUCCGUAUGGCAUAUCGCCAUGAGACCCUGUGCUACGAGCUCAACCUCAUCAAGGAGGGCUUGAAGGCCGAGUAAAUGCACACAGAUUCAGCCCACACUUGGUCAAAAACUCUAGGUGUUCAUUUUUCAGGAUUUUUUUCAGGAAACUAAAAUUGUCUUCGGAUAUGCACUGGAUGAUAGCAGAACCUUAGUUUUUAUCUGCACUGUGCAUGCUAAUUUAAGUACCUUCAAACAAGUGAAUCAAGAGCCUUCGAAUGCACUGUUGUUCUCUCCUCUGGAUGUAGAUACUGUUGAUAAUUGUCCUCUAGUCACUGUGUAUUGUGUGCCAUAUGGAGGAACAGCAUG
Messenger RNA from Myripristis murdjan (pinecone soldierfish), 2618 nucleotides. It is a transcript of the gene ampd1, whose product is annotated as adenosine monophosphate deaminase 1 (isoform M). Gene Ontology annotation, cellular component: cytosol. Lineage: Eukaryota; Metazoa; Chordata; Actinopteri; Holocentriformes; Holocentridae. Gene Ontology annotation, biological process: IMP salvage; AMP metabolic process. The record is from RefSeq and is a predicted model, not a curated record. Gene Ontology annotation, molecular function: AMP deaminase activity. Bases 156 to 2348 code for a protein of 730 amino acids. The transcript has 15 exons.